ACGGUCGACUACACAAACAGAUCGUUUGGACUUCCUGUGGAGAAACUUGAUCCUGCAGGUCACCUUCGUUAAUUUACUGUGAGCUUCACUUGCAUUCUCUUUGAGUUGAAGUCAUCUUCAGGUUUUGCAGCUGCUAGGCCGUACGUGGUCAGGCGGAGUUUCCUCCAGAAGUCGUUGAACUGCUGUAAUAGUUUCCUUUUUACUCCAAGACAUAAUGCAAUUUUCCUCACUUUCGAUCGCUGAAGAAUCCUUCUCAAGCUCAAAAAAUGUGUCUACCCCAGUUGAUCUCGAUGUUUCUAUCACUACAGCUGUGAUUUUGGUCACUCUUUCCUCGUUCCUGUUCUUCUUGGCUUGCAUCAUAGUUUUCAUCUAUUACAAAUGGCGCCUCUGUCGACACGUGGUAGAAACCCGUAUCGGACUUGUGGUCUUCUUCCUUGGAGCGUUACUCACUCUCAUUACGACCCUCAGUUCGUUUGAAGAACAAGAAAUCUAUGCGGUGUAUCGCCUAAUUCUCCUGGCCGUUUGCGGAAUUGGAGUGUUGAUGGUUGGUUGUGCAAUGCUUUUCGAGAAUGCUUCCCCCGACAGACCACUAGAUGACUACGGCUACGAAAGACUCCCAGUUGGUUAUAUGCACGGUAGCUUGGGAAUGAUCAUCUGGGUCGUAACGAUACCCCUCGGCAUCCUAGAGCUCUUCUUCGCCAUUGGAGCUGCUAGGAAAGCUCCUAAUACCAUGUAUGCUGCUGUGAGGUACACAGCUCUGGUGCAAAAGAUUGUUCAAGCAAGUGUGUACUACUUUAGUGUGCGACACAAGGUUGCCAGAGGAGAUUUGCGUAUGGCGUGUUCGUGGCUUCUCAAGAUAAUCUCCGUCUUCAAUUUUGCCUUUUUUAUUGACUCACUAGUAACGUCCAACUCUGAUAACGACUUCGUCCUGAAUCUUUUUGGCAAUGGGUUCUCCAUUGUUAAAUCUGCUUACAAUGCCUUGCUUAUUGAUUACAGACUGUUGUGCUGUUUGUUAUUUUUGGAGCAUUCUUUAGAAUUGAUGGACGCGCGCAUUAACCGACCCGUUGGUGACAUAUUAUUUAAUCCUGCAGCCAGUGAAGCAAUGAUGCAAGAUUCUUUGGCUUCUGCAGUUGUUAAUGUUGAAAUUUCCCAUUCAUCUGGCUAUGGGUAUGUCAUUGGCCUCAUUCUGAUUGCGAUGCAACUGGUAACUGGACUUCAGUAUCUUGGAUUUGUGGGAAAGUGGACAAACAUGUUCCCCAUUUUAACUUGUGGUGUCAUAAUAAUUUUCGGUCUCUUGCUGCUCUAUGGAAACACAAGUUUCAUUGGAAACAACAGAGAGAGAAAAUGGCGCGAGACUGAAUCUAAGGCCAUUGAUAUCAUGGUUUGCUUUAUGGGCACCAUCGGUUUUAUUUUCUGGUUCAUGAAAGCUUCCUACUGUGGCUUGUGGGCCUCGCAAUACUCGUCAACAACCAACAUAGAGUUUUAUCAGUACCUCUCUUGGACAACAGUGAAGGACUUUGCUUAUGCAAUUGUAAUAAUCUUUCAGCUUUACUUCUUUGUUAAAAUGGGUCCACAUUUCGGAUGUGACCAUGAGAGCAGUCGGCAAAGGGCAAAACACUUUUACGUCACAACUAUUAUGAUGGCACUGUUUGCACUGCUCAUCUCACUUGUCAUAGAUGAAUUCAAUGGCCGAGUGGAAAAGCUUCUUGCCAAAUCGCACAUCAGCACCACCAUGUCAAUAUAUUUCCAGGCUGCAGCCCCCGUCCAUCUUGGUUUUAGCUUGCACAUGUUUCUGCAUUUCUUCAUAAUGAACAGAAGAUUGUCUCAGUUUCAGUACAACUGGCAGCAUCAUCAGGCAGAGGAGCACCAUCAGAGGCAACACUCCCCAAAAGGGAACACUGGCAGCAACAGUGCCAUAUCAAACGUUGAAACAGGGGAUGAAAGACAGCCAUUGAUUUCCCGCCCAAAGUGAUCUAUAGCACUGAGAUAAUCAACAUACAUAUUCCAUGUUGCCCAGUGUUGUUUCAGCAAUAGAUCACAAAUGACGUCAAAAUGUGGUAAGAAGAAAAAAUGUGAGACACAAGUUGCAGCCAGGUGUGUUGCUUAUGUUCUUUCUACAUUUUGAUGUCUUUGGUACAGACUGUAACUGAUGCAAUAUAGCAGCGCGCGAACUUUAAUUUAGUUGCACGCGCAGCCUCACAACAUCAGCGCGCGACCUUUAAUUUAGUUGCACGUGCAUAUAGCAAGUGCUCACGAAAGUGCCGCGACAGCUCGCAAGCUGUAUAAAGGUUAUGUUGUUUUCUUUUGUCAUCAGUUGAUGCAAGAUCUUUUAACUGAAAGCGAAGUUUUAGCCGCUGUGCUCAAACCUUUUUUAAUUAUUCUAGUGAAAGCGGCACCAAGGUAAAUAUUUUUACGCCUUUUAGUUUAUUUAAUUAAGCAAUUUGUAUCCUUCCUUCUUUAAUUGUGAUUUCUCGUUUUGUGAAGUAAGUUAAGACUUAAAAUUUGGUUCAAGCGAAAGUUGCUUACGACAGCGUUCUACCGUUAAUUGUUAUUUUUUCUUUUUGUCCUGUAACUUUUGAGUCGCAUGAAAUGUAUUUUUAUCUGAUUAUUUACACGAUCUCAUUUGUAAUUUGUUUGUACUUUUAUUUUAGUUCUCACAGUGUUUGUUUAACAAAGUAAGAAGUCGAAUAAAUUUUUACGGACAUCAGUUUGUGAACGUUGUGAUCACUGGAGCAAUACAGACAGUUGAGUCUGAGUUGCUGAGUUAUCACUGAAUCUAUUUUUUUUUAAUGAUAGCAAAGAAAAAUGUUGAUCAUAGUGAUGUCAUCUAUGCAUCUCUUCUCCAAUAGAUCAUGUGUAAGAACCAAUCAAAAUAUAUGUAUCAUUCAACUUAACAUAUAAUGUAAAGUAAAAUGCAAACCUUAGGAUUUUCAUAUUUCCUUUCUACCCAAGUUUUCAAGAGCUCAAAGUCAAUUGUUUGUACUGUGUCAAGAUUAAUGUUAGUGCAAACAAGAGAAGACUUUGGUGGCACAUCUAAAAUGUUUAAUAAAUUAGAAUUUGUCUUAAUUUAAAAUGAAAUUUUACUUGCAUGUCUACAUUCAACCAAGAUGUUUUCAAUGAAAAUAAUUUGAAAAGUUUAACUUGGUGAUGGUAAUGGUAAUGUAAGAUCGUGAAGGUUAGAAAUUAUUGGAAUAAUAAUAAUCAAUAAUUAGAAUGUUCUUGUAUAGCAAUUUUCUCUAUGGAACCAACAGCACUUUACAACAGUGAAUGAUGUAACAUUUAGCAUUUAUGUGGAGGCAGCGUGGCUGAGUGGUUAGUGCAUCUGAAUCGUAAUCCGCUGCUCCCGGGUUCGAGCCCUGCUCUGACCACUAUCACGAUUUGUUUCACGGUAACUCUGAGUUCAAAUCCUCGGCCACG
Molecule: messenger RNA, 3417 nt
Organism: Stylophora pistillata
Lineage: Eukaryota; Metazoa; Cnidaria; Anthozoa; Scleractinia; Pocilloporidae
Source: RefSeq, a predicted model, not a curated record